AUGAGCGAGGAUUUGGAUCAAAGACCAGCGAAAAGACAGCGCUUCUUUGUGGAUGAUGCUGUAUCUUCUCCAGGCCCAGACGCAACAAAAGCACACGCGUCGCUACCGCGAUACCACCCCGGAAUCGAGGGUCAUGGCGAAGAGCAGGAUGGCCAGGAGAAUAUCCCUGAGGAACAGUCCCCUAGGGAUGGCAAAUCUUCGAUAGAUUCCACAGCAAAACCGGCUCCUCCCUUUGCGACCGAGAUACCAGACACUACAAUGACGGAUUCGACCUCGGUACCUUCGCUACAAAAUGGAAAGACGGGCUCACAUACGGACGAAUCUAUUGCUGUAAAGAGUGAAGCCCUAGUUGCGGACUCAACCGGUUUCGAUGUGGAGCUUUUUACCAGUAUCGUGGGAGAAAGACUCCCUUCGGAUUCUAUUCAAACCAUCCAAACCGCAGCCUCGAACAACAUCGAAAGAGCCGUGAACAUAUACUUCGAUGGAUCCUGGAAGAAGUCCUUGAAGCCUAGUUCCCAGAUAAACCCUAUACCUAUUCGCGCGGCCUCUUCUGUACAGCCAGACCCCCGCGCUGGAGUGUCUUCUCGCCCCGUCAACGAUGGCCUCUCUUCGGGAUAUGACUCUUUGUCGCGAAAGUUACCCCCCUCAAGGUUCAUCGGAGCAUUUGGUGUGGGUGGCUGGGCAACUCGGAGCGGGCCUGCCUUACUGAAGCAUGGGGACCGGGUGAAAAUCGAGCGUGCAAGGUCACAACCAACUACCAAACGUGUUCGUGGAGGCAAAACUAUGAUGAACCAUAAGGGCGAUGUCUUGACACGAUUCACGAAUUCUGCCGGGCAAGAAGUUGGUAGAUUGCCACAUGAGACAGCAGAGUGGGUUUCUACCCUGAUUGACCAAAAGAUCUGCCAUUUUGAAGGUGUUUGCGUCUUUAGUGACGACAGGCUACGAGUCAACGAUACCAUCUAUCUACAGUUGCAGUGUUUUCUUCGUAGAGAAGUGUUUCAAAGCGAUUUAUUCAAAGGAUCGACAACCGAUGAUAACAGAUCAGUCGGUCUCUUUGAAGAAAAAGAGAAUAUAGAGGAGAGAAACCUACGACUCCGACAGGUCUCUCUCGUCAAACUGUUCGAUGCAAUCGAGCUCAAGCCCACAUCGACAAACCCCGCCACCGAGAAACACAAAAAGAGUGGAAUUCUCCGGGCUGCCGAGAUGGCAGAGCAGUACGACGGUGUCAAAAAGGAGAAAUCCAAAGGCUCCAAAGACCCCGAGGACUCUUCUGAAGAGGAUGAUACGCCCGAACUUGCCCAAGAUCAGCUUGAUGCGUUGUAUCGGAAAGCCCAAUCAUUCGACUUCAACAUGCCGGAGGCUCAGCCCGCGUCAACAUUCCGAAUGAAUCUUCGAAAAUAUCAGAGGCAGGCUCUUCACUGGAUGCUUUCGAAGGAGAAAGACCGAAAGCAGACUGCUGAACGUUCAAUGCAUCCGUUGUGGGAGCAAUAUAAGUGGCCAGUCAAAGACAGUGAUGAUAAAGACCUUCCUGUAUUCGAAGGAAUCGACCAUUUCUAUGUCAAUCCAUACUCAGGAGAUCUCAGCGUGGAUUUCCCAGCUCAAGAACAACACUGCCUAGGUGGAAUCUUAGCAGAUGAAAUGGGACUUGGAAAGACGAUUGAAAUGAUGAGUCUUAUCCAUUCCCAUAGAAUCGAGCCUCCCCAAACUUCAAACAACAUGAAUUCUGUGAACGACCUUGCCCGAGUACCGCACUCAACAGGUAUAGUUCCUGCGCCCUACACAACUCUGGUCAUUGCUCCUACGUCACUACUUUCGCAGUGGGAAAGUGAAGCUUUGAAAGCGUCGGAAGAGGGAAGCAUGCGUGUUCUCAUGUACUACGGAGCCGAGAAGGCCGUCAAUCUACGAGAUAUUUGUUGCGAAUCCAAAUAUGCAUCUGCACCUACCGUUAUUGUAACCAGUUUCGGUACUGUGCUAUCCGAAUUUCGCUCUCUGGCAUCUCAAUCCAUAAUGUCAGCCAGUGCACACGGUGGCUUGUUCUCCGUUGAAUUCUUCCGCAUCAUUAUCGAUGAGGCCCACACCAUCAAGAAUCGGCGCUCGAAAACUACUAAAGCAUGUUGUGAGCUCAAGACCACCCAUCGAUGGGUGCUCACUGGUACGCCUAUUGUCAACCGGUUGGAAGACUUGUUCAGCCUAGUGCGCUUUUUGAAGGUUGAACCAUGGAGCAACUUCUCAUUCUGGAAAACAUUCAUUACUGUUCCAUUUGAAUCGAAGGAGUAUAUCCGGGCUCUCAAUGUUGUACAGAGCGUCCUUGAACCGCUUGUUCUUCGACGAACGAAGAGUAUGAAAACACCAGAAGGUGAACCAUUAGUUCCUCUGCCAACUAAAGUCGUCAACAUCGAGGAAAUUGAACUCCCUCAAAAAGAGCGAGAAAUUUAUGACUGCAUCUAUAAUCGGGCCAAGCAAACUUUCAACGACAAUGUGGAGGCUGGUACUCUUCUGAAGUCUUACUCGACCAUUUUCGCACAGAUUCUUCGUCUCCGCCAGACUUGCUGCCAUCCUGUUCUGACCCGGAACAAAGAGAUAGUUGCGGAUGAGGAAGUCGCUGCGGCUGUCGCUGAUGCAGCCAACGAGAUGAAGGACGAUAUGGACCUUCAGCAAUUGAUCCAACAAUUCACUGCCGCGACUGCAAAUGCUGAAUCCGAAGAUCGGUCCGUCAAGUUCACUGCACAUGCCCUUCGUCAGAUUCAAACCGAGUCUAGCGGAGAGUGUCCUAUCUGCUGUGAAGAGCCCAUGAUUGAUCCUGCAGUAACUGCAUGCUGGCACAGUGCAUGCAAGAAAUGCCUUCAAGACUUUGUUGCGCACCAGAUGAACAAGCAGGUCGACCCACGAUGCUUCUCAUGUCGAGCUCCAAUUGACGCCAAAAACAUCUUCGAAGUCGUUCGCCAUCCGUCUUCCAACCCAACGGCAAUGGAUGGUUUCGCUUCUAGCGAAACGGCAAUAAACGCCUCACAGCCUGCUCCACGUAUCUCUCUUCGUCGAAUCAAUCCGCUCUCACCAUCUGCACAUACCUCCGCCAAGAUCCAUGCGCUGAUCAAUCAUCUAUCGCGGGUUCCACCGGGCACAAAAUCAGUUGUGUUCUCCCAAUUCACGUCAUUCCUCGAUCUAAUCGGCCCCCAACUCACUCGCGUCGGCAUCAAGCACGUUCGCCUUGAUGGUUCCAUGGCCCAGAAGCAGCGCAAGCAGGUCUUGGAGCAAUUCACCAAGGCCGAUACUUAUGAGGAAGAGAUAGUAGACUCUGAGGCUGAUGAGAAUGGCCAAUCUUCAUCCUCUAAACAGCCUCUCACAGUCCUAUUGAUCUCUCUUCGUGCUGGUGGUGUCGGUCUCAACCUCACGGUAGCAAGCAAUGUCUUCCUCAUGGAUCCCUGGUGGAGCUUUGCUGUGGAAGCCCAAGCGAUCGAUCGUGUUCACCGUAUGGGCCAAACACGCGAUGUCUCCGUCACGCGGUUCGUUAUCAAGGACUCCAUUGAGGGGCGGAUGCUGCGCGUUCAAGAACGCAAAAUGAAUAUUGCCGGCUCACUUGGACUACGUGUCGGCGGUGAUGAAGGGGAUGAUAGCAAGAAGGAACGGAUUACGGAGCUGAAGAUGCUGUUCGAGUAG
Penicillium pulvis is the source of this 3657-nucleotide messenger RNA. Its product is annotated as DNA repair protein rad5. Gene Ontology annotation, molecular function: nucleic acid binding; hydrolase activity, acting on acid anhydrides, in phosphorus-containing anhydrides; ATP binding. The coding region runs from base 1 to 3657 and encodes 1218 amino acids. The record is from RefSeq and is a predicted model, not a curated record. The transcript has a single exon. NCBI's taxonomy places the organism in Eukaryota, Fungi, Ascomycota, Eurotiomycetes, Eurotiales, Aspergillaceae.